Messenger RNA from Elephantulus edwardii (Cape elephant shrew), 660 nucleotides. Its product is annotated as E3 ubiquitin-protein ligase TRIM11-like. The record is from RefSeq and is a predicted model, not a curated record. Gene Ontology annotation, molecular function: protein binding. The transcript is spliced from 2 exons. Lineage: Eukaryota; Metazoa; Chordata; Mammalia; Macroscelidea; Macroscelididae. Bases 1 to 660 code for a protein of 219 amino acids.
AUGGAGCUAAAGACUGUGUGCAAAGUUCCAGGACUAUUGGACACACUUCGGAAAUUCCAGGUGGUGGUGACCCUGGACCCCGACAGUGCGCACCCGUUCCUCACGCUGUCCGAGGACCGGAGGGCUGUGUCACAGAGGCGGCCCUGGCAUGGCCAGCUUGGUCUGUUUGGGAGCUUCCCAAGUGUGGUGGGCUGCGAGCGCCUGACUGCUGGCAGAUACUACUGGGAAGUGGAGUUGAGAGACGGAGGAAGUUGGCACCUUGGCGUGUGUAAAGAGGAUGUCGACAGGAUGGACUCCUCCCCCUGGACCGCUGACCGUGGGUUUUGGAGCAAGGGAGACCUUAUUCCUGCAGGUGCCUUCAACCCCCAGAAGAAUCCCCACCCUCGAGUUGGGGUUUUCCUAGACUAUGAGGGAGGGGAGAUUUCUUUCUACAGUGUGAACGAGGAAUCCCACAUCUACACCUUUCCACAGGCGUACUUUUCUGGGCCCCUGCGGCCCAUCUUCAUCACACCAUCCUGGUGUCAGACCUCCCUGAUUGUUUGUCCAAAGCAAGAGACUGGUGCCAAGGAUGCCGCCUCUGGUGGAGAGAAGCCCUUGGAGUCAUCUCCAAGGGGUUCUUCAAAGCCUUCUCUGUUUGUGUUUGGAGAUGCUCCUGCCUAA